UUAGUCAUUUCGUUUUGGUUAGUCGUACGAAUUGUUUCUUAUUUGUGAAAGCUCGUCGAACGGAAAACCGCUUUACCCUUUUGAAAAAUAAAGGAAAAAGUUCGUAAAAAGCGAGAGAGCCUAUCGAGUUAAAACACGAAGUGCAAAGUUCGUAUACUAAAAUGGUUGCCGAUAAUAUUGCCAUUGCGGCUGCUGAUCAGUCCUCAUCUGCUGUGGGUGUAAAGGAGCAGCUGCCAAAUGGCAAUUACAUUUUGGUUGGUGUUGAUAUAGAUACCACUGGACGCCGUCUUAUUGAUGAGAUUGUCCAGUUGGCCGCUUAUACUCCAACUGACCAUUUUGAGCAAUACAUUAUGCCGUAUAUGAAUCUCAACCCUGCCGCACGCCAGCGUCAUCAGGUUCGUGUUAUUUCGAUUGGUUUUUAUCGUAUGCUGAAGUCGAUGCAGACCUACAAGAUCAUUAAAUCAAAAUCGGAAAUCGCUGCACUCAAAGACUUCCUUGACUGGCUUGAGCAGCUUAAAUCGAAGAAUGCCAACUCGGAUGGCAUUGUCUUGGUCUACCACGAGGAGCGCAAAUUCAUACCCUAUAUGAUUUUGGAGUCGCUCAAGAAAUAUAGCCUGCUGGACAGGUUUACUAAGACCGUCAAAUCGUUUGCAAAUGGCCUCAACUUGGCCAAAUCGUCUAUAAGCGAUACCAAACGCUACACUCUACGCAAGUUGUCCAAGAUCUUGUCGAAGACCAACGAUGAUGACAACAAAUCGGAAAAUAUCGCCGACAGCAACAACAAUGCCGCUGUUAAUGUAACCAAUGAGAAGCGUUUGAAGAAUGGCAUCCAGUUUGAACGCGAGGAGUUCGAUGGCAAUGCCAGUGUGCGUGCCAAACUGGCCUUUAAUGUGGCUCUGCAGCUGAGCAAUGGAAUGGAGCGUAAGGCUCAGCCGGAGUCUUCAGAGGUAUUGGAGAAUCUCUUCAAUGCCCUGAAGCCGUUUGCCAAGCCGAUUGGCUGUGAUAUUCGCGAAUUGGAUACACAGAACGAGAAUUUGGAGCGUCAGAACUCCUUCCGUCCAGUGUUCUUGAACUAUUUCAAGACCACCCUAUACCACCGUGUGCGUGCUGUGAAAUUCCGCAUUGUGCUGGCUGAGCAAGGCUUCGAUUUGACCACCUUGAGUGCCAUCUGGUCCGAGAAACAUAAGGAAGGAAUAACAGAGGCUCUCCAGGCCAUAUCUAAUCUAAAGAGUGAGGAUAAAACCGAACUAAUUGAACUUUUGGAUAGCUACUUUGAUCCAAACAAAACAACCAUCAAACCUGUUGUUAAAACUAACAACAACCGCCGUCGCAAUAGGCGCGGAAAUUUAUCCUCUCAGAAAAAUGGAGCCGGUGCUAGCAGCUCCCGUUCCGCUAGUGCCGGUGCUGGUGGUGAUAAAUCGCAAAGUGUGCUGUCCGUGCCAGACUCCACUAUUAAGACGCCAUCGCCGUCGUCAAAAAGUGUUAACGGAAACUCUAGUCGUCCACAGCGUAAGCGUAACUCGCGCAACAGCUUGAAUACCAACGGACUGAAGCCCGAGACUCCGCUGAACAAGUCAGCUCCACCGACCCCGUCCGUAGCACCGGCUACCGUCGUCACUAAUAUACCCAUUGCAGCCUCCAACUAAAGUGCCUGGACGAAGCUGCGACCAUAAACAAAUUUUCAAGAAAAUGAACAUACUUCAAAUAUACACAAGUUAUAAUACACAAAUCAAGAAAUGAAAAAUAUCAAGUGCACUGCUGCUUUUCAAUCAAGAAACUAAAUAUACGAACUUUUUCUGAAGAACUGCACAGAUUAGAAACAAGAUCCCAAAUUCAAGUAUUUACAAAAUUUCCCGUCGUAAUUUGCAACAUGUCGUCGGUACCUAUCUAUCAUAUGUAUGUACGGGCAUGAAUAUGAACAAGUUAGUGAAUGGAUUAAAUUGACAUUCGUGAUCGGCAACAAUGUUUCAUGUACACAGGAUUACAUAUUUAAGCUCCAAUUCAGUUGAAAACGGGAAAAAUAAUCGAGAUGAUAUAAAGAUAUGAUGGUAAAACGAAAAAACGCGCUUAGACUCAUGCGGUUGAGCUGAUUUUUAAGAACGGCAACCUAACUAAACUUUCAUGGAUCUAAAUUGCACACGAAUUGAAUGCAAUAGGAAAUAAAAAUAUUGCACUCUUUACCAUUAUGUGAAAACCGACUAACAUAGAAGAAAGCAUAAAAAGCUUGAAAACUAAAAAGAAGUUUGAAGACAUCAUUAUGUCACUAGAUAGGUGACGUAUAUAAAUAGCAUUCGAUAAAUUCGUUGCGUUUAGGCAUAGUUUUCCAAAAGAAUGAUGCAGUGCACGGUCGUCGUUUAAAAUACAAAAACGAGUGGAAAAAUAUGACCCAUACAAACGCCUCGAUGAACUAGUACAUUGGGUAGACGUAAGCAACACACAUUCAUUUAAAAACGAAUUAGAUAUUAGAUUGCCCAAUGUGAACAAAUUCACAUUGAAGCUUAAACAGAAUUAUUUAAAUAAAUAUACAAGCUCAAAACGUAAUUUCGCACAAAAACACGCGAAGAGAGGAGAAACUACAACAUUUCAAGCGAUAUUUCACUAAACAUUACAAUUGUUUCAUGUUUGCACAUAAGUUUUUAUCAAUUUAUUCGAUAUUGUAAUAAAAAAUCGUAAUAAAUAAA
Scaptodrosophila lebanonensis is the source of this 2681-nucleotide messenger RNA. RefSeq names its product maternal protein exuperantia (gene exu). The record is from RefSeq and is a predicted model, not a curated record. Gene Ontology annotation, biological process: bicoid mRNA localization. The transcript is spliced from 5 exons. The coding region runs from base 162 to 1646 and encodes 494 amino acids. Gene Ontology annotation, molecular function: protein homodimerization activity; RNA binding. NCBI's taxonomy places the organism in Eukaryota, Metazoa, Arthropoda, Insecta, Diptera, Drosophilidae.